This is a messenger RNA of Tigriopus californicus, 1052 nucleotides long. Its product is annotated as iodotyrosine deiodinase-like. NCBI's taxonomy places the organism in Eukaryota, Metazoa, Arthropoda, Copepoda, Harpacticoida, Harpacticidae. Gene Ontology annotation, molecular function: oxidoreductase activity. The transcript is spliced from 4 exons. The coding region runs from base 93 to 989 and encodes 298 amino acids. The record is from RefSeq and is a predicted model, not a curated record.
UCGGUAUCUACCGUAGGUAUCUGACCACAGUAGUACGGAUCGAGUUUGAAGGAUUAAACGUCACCUAAGAGUAGUUAGUUGUUCGCAUUAAGAUGGCUGGUAUUGUGGUGUCGGCUCUUGUGUUAUAUUGGCCCUAUUUAGUCAUCUUGGCCUUGACUUUUGAGCUUUUGAGACCGCAUUUCCAGAAGAAAAAAACCCGAGCUUUCCCCGAUCUCAAGGCGAAAAAAGUGACCGAUGUGUACGAAAAGAGGAAGGAAGCGGCGGAUGACAGUGACAAUGAAGGAGACGACGGGGAUGACGAUGAGUACAAGCCUCCAAUUGCCCCGGAUGUCCCAUUUGUACCUUAUACUGCUCCACGAUAUUCGGAGAAAGAAAUGUUGGAGCGAUCACAAGCGUUUUUUGAGGAGAUGAACCAAAGGCGAACCAUUCGUUUCUACAGCGAUCGGCCUGUGCCUAUGGAGGUCAUGGAAAGCAUCAUUAGAACCGCUGGAACUUCUCCCAGCGGAGCUCACACCGAGCCUUGGACAUACGUGGUGGUUUCGGAUGCGAAGUUAAAGGAAGAUAUACGAGCUAUUGUUGAGGCCGAAGAGGAAAUCAACUAUACGAAAAGGAUGGCGGGUCAAUGGACUGCAGAUCUGAAAUUUGUCCGAACGGAAUGGACCAAACCGUAUUUGACCGAAGCCCCGUACAUCGUUUUGUUGUUCAAACAAGUUUACGGACUGAUGCCCAGAGGCCGUAAGAAGAACCAUUACUACAACGAGAUCUCGUGCAGCAUUUCUUGCGGGCUGUUUCUUGCGGCUGUCCAUCAUGCUGGUUUAGCGACCUUGACCUCAACCCCCAUGAAUUGCGGUCCAGCACUGCGACAGCUCUUAAAUCGACCUGAAAAUGAGAAACUGCUCCUCCUUUUACCUGUGGGCUAUCCCUCGGAUGACGCCAUGGUUCCGGGAAUUGGUCGGAAACCCUUGGAUGAAAUCAUGGUAUCUUACUAAGUCUAAGUCAUAUGUGAGUCAAGGUGUAUUGACGAACUUAAACACAUUCGAUAGUUAAGCUAA